AUGGUUGAACUAAUUGUGGAUAUACAUAACAGAUGUAGAAGCAGUAAGAUAAGAUGUAAGUGUAAUGGAAAUGGAGUAGGUCACAUUUCCGUGAAAACGGGAAUCGUGAAAUCUACGGAUUUCAGAUACUAUACUCAUACAGCUAAUGGAAAUAAUAAAAUCUCAAAUGUAUUCUGGCAAAAGUUUGAGCUUGAUAGAACUAGAGGAGUUCGUUAUGCAUUUAAAGAUGUUCAGUCUGUUACAAAAUUUUACCAUUCAAAGCUUGAUGGUAAAAAUAAUUUCAUAAGAAAACCUCUUAUAAUAAGAAUUGGGAAACCAUAUGGGAAGAUAUAUUGGUAUGAGAAUCUGGGACACUAUGGUAACGGAAAGUGGGAGAGGAUUUAUGAUACAGAUGAGUAUCCUACCGGUGAAGAUUAUUCUAAAAAGAAUGAGAAGUUAGAGGGUAAACUAACGGAAGUUACUUGUAGAUUAUUCGCAUAUCAUGGAAUACGUUUAGACUUUACUCAAAACGCACGAACAACACACUGUCCAAUAUGCAAUAAACAGAAUGAUGUAACAUGUCUAAAAGAGAAUCUCAGUAGUAUAUCUGGAUAUAGCAAGUAUAGUCAUUGUAGUGAAAAUUUUUCUGAUAAAUAUGUUAUUGUGCACAAAAACUGCCCAAUUACCUUUCGCAAAAAGUCAUUAUCAGAUAAUAAAGGUUACUAUUUGCCUAUUAGACUGGAUGAAAAUGUCGGUAGUGUUUCUGUUUACUAUUGGGAUGGAGAUGAAGAGUACAAAAAUCCUCUUUUACUAGAAAUAGGGUUUAAGAAUGGUGCAAAUCCAUUUUGGUUUGAAAACAUCAGUAAAGGUGAUAAAGGUGGAGAGAUUAAACAUGACAAAUGGAGAUAUAUUAAUCCGAAAAAACCAGGUGGAGAUAUUUCUCAUAGUGCCCAUCUCAAGAAAAGACUUAAUCUUCUCAAUUGUGUAUAUAAUGGAGUUGUUCAGAUAAGCGUUGGGAAGUCCUAUUGUCACUCCAAACACUAUUUGCAUAAAGAUAGGACAGGUUAUUGGUAUGGUGAAAUUAGGGAUACAUACCCUCUUCUCUAUGCUCACAUAUAUGAAUCAAAUAACGAAUUUAAGGAUAAACUAUUUAAUAUAUCUGAAAUUAGUAUAGAUAGACAGAAAGAGAAAUUUGAACAGAACAUUUUACCAUUUACUGACGUUAAGAGGUUUGUCGUGUAUGUAUCACCAUGUUAUAGUGAUAAACCAUUCUUAAUAUGUUUCGAAUAUGAUAGAAACAAAAAUCAUAAAUGGUACUAUAGACAGUAUGAAAGAGAUACUUGGAAGGAACAUAGAUUCUCUGAUCAGUCUUUCGGUAAUAUUAAGACCGAAAUUGGAGAUCUUUUUAAACAAUUUAAAACUAGUUUCAGACUGAAUGAUUGCCACGUUUCUACCUCUUCAAAAGGAAUUAAGCUUAAUCUUGAAAAAAUACCAAGUGACGAGCGACUCCUUAGAUACUAUGACAGCUCCGAUAAUAAUACUCCAAUAUUUGUAACUAAAUAUGAAGAGACUCCUGUAGUUAACUUUUUAAAGAAUUUUCAUAGCACUACAAAAAACCCUUUCAUUGUGAAUGAAUACUUACAAGAUGGAUACAAGAUAGGAACAGGAAUGAAGCCUCUCGAAGGUGUUGAGGGCUUUAGUGUGUAUUUGUGGGAUGGGGAACCAGAGAAACCAAUAUUGCUUGAAGUGAAACAAAUUACCAAGGAAAAAAAGUACUAUGGAAGAGGUAAAAAUUUUUGGGGUCCUAGCCAAGUAGAAGGUCUGGAUGAAUUACAAGCAUUAGACCACCAAAACUGUCAACAUAACAAUGCAAUUCCCAUGGAACUAACAAAUCCUACUGACCUUACAAGAUUUUUGCCUAAGAACAAAUCUACCUGCCUGAGUACAAAAUCUAUACAGACCUCUUCAUCGGUAACUCUUCCGCAAGGGGCUAGUGGGACAUAUACUGGAAAAGGAUAUCAAAUUCCUGGUAACGCAAAGAUUUCCAGAGUAACAUAUAAUGGCCAGCCUACUAACAUUGUUCCCCCCUAUACUCAAUAUGGACCGAUCUUUAAUAUUUAUUACUGGAAGGAAGAUCAAAACGUACCUUUACUUGUGGAAUUUAAACCUAAGACUGGAGGGAAUUCUACUUGGUAUGAAAAUGUUGGUGGUAAUGGCACAGAAUAUAAGGAAUGGAAAAAUAUUAAUGAUGUGAUGUCUAAAGGAUUCUAUGAUACUAAAAAUAAUCUUACUGAUGAUUUUAUCAAGAAACUCCAUGAAGUAAACUGUAAAGUGAACAAGGUGGUUAAGUUAGAUAUUUCACGACCACCUGGAAGAUACUGCCACGAUGUCAACUUUUCGCACGAACGGAGGAUAAAGGUUACUGCUGGGUCACGUAAUGAUCCAUACAAUGGAUUCACAGGUUAUGUUCAUGAGCCUGCAGACACGGGUCAAACCUUUAUACUAAUUGCUAUAACAAAUAAUGGUAAGGAACAAAAUGUGGACGGACUUCCACUGAAAGAUAUUUCAAAGGUCACUGUCUAUUUUCCGAACUGUUAUGGAGGAGCUUCAGUUGCAAUAUACAUUAAAGAUACCGUAGGAACUGAGAAGUGGUUUAGUAAAACUCCUGAUGAUAAAUGGAAGGAAGCUACUCAAAAGUUUCAAGAUAAGGGUAAUACAGAAGUUAGGGAUCUUCUUAGCAAUAUUAGAAAUAGUAUACAUGCAUGUGAUCCAUCUAAGAAUCUACUUCCCUCAUUUCCACACCCUAGCCUGGGACUAAUAUCUACAGUCGAUGAUGAUAAGAAUGACAAACGAGGGAGUUUAGAGGAUAUGUUCACUGAUGACCCGGACGUAGAUAACAAAGGUAAUGAUGGCUUUGUUGAACUAAAUGAUGAAUAUGAGGAUAGAUCAAUAGUGGAAUAUGUCUCCUAUAGUACAUUUGUUAAAGACACUGCAGAACAACUUCAGCGAGCUGGUGUUACUCCACAAAAUAUACCUAUACCUCAAGUUGCGAAAAUUGCAUCCGGAGUCACUAUUGACAUAAGUCAGGACGUUGACUCUACGCCUGGAUAUAAAUUAUAUGGUUAUACAGGGGAAAGGGUUGAUUUGGAAAAGUCUGAAUACCCUCCUGGCUUCUAUAUGUUUGCACACAAACCACACGAAGAAGACUCAUUCACAGUUAACGAAGUUCAGUAUGGAGGUAUCAUCAGGGAGGAAAUAAAACAAUUUGGACUCAUUAACAGUUACUCGGUGUGGUAUUGGACUGGGGAUGAGAAACUAAAUAACCCUCUCUUGGUAGAGGUUCUCAAGGAAGAUGGCACAUACAUCUAUAAAUCCAGUAAGGGAGGAGGAAAUAGUUGGUACAAUACUUCCAGAAAUAAUAGUGAUCUUACUAUUCCACUAGAAGGCGAGGAACUUGAGGAAAAACUGGAUGACCUUAACUGUCAGCUAAACAAUGCAGCUACCAUUAAUUUGUCAAAAAAUUUCGUUAAAAACCGAUCACAUUCUUGCGCUAACGUUUGUGUUGAUUUAAGAUCAAUUAGAUCUAAUGAUAACAGUAUAGAUUACUACAAGUAUACCAUAUCUGAUCAAAACUAUAAACUUGCUAAGAUCAAGUAUUAUAUUGCCGGGAAUCCAAAUAGGAAACGGAUAACAGCUACUGAAUUAGAAUUUCCUCUUGAUGCACCUGUGGAUUUAUAUACAUUCUAUUGCUCUGAGAAACCGGUUUUGAUCUAUGUUAGUCAUCGAGGAACUUCCUCUCAACCAAAUAUUUCUGGAUGGUAUAAAAAGGGAGUUCUUGAUAGUACUCUCUGGACAAAGGUGACAGAUGAUCUCCCUAGUAUAUCACCAAAUACUUUUGACAACAUUGAAUGUAUAAAUUUCAACAAAAUUGCUAAUGCGUUGGGGUGUGUUAAAAAUUGCUCCGAUGGCCCUCGUAAUGGAGGUCAUGCAAACGGAUCAUUGCAUAUAAAUCCCGUGUCUCUACAAUCUAACCUGGAAGUAACAAUUAAGCUCUCACAAAAACCUGCUAGACCAGUAAUAACCAUAGUAUAUAUAGAUCCACCUCUUACUGGUAAGGCUAUAGAAGUUAUACUAACUAAUGAGCCUGAUGGAUCUGAUUUCCUCAAGUAUGAACAUACAGACUCUACAAGGAAACCAUUCAAGCUAAAAGCAGUAGAAGAUGAUCAGAAUAGAACUGUGAGCGGAGCUAAUGGAAAGAAUGUCACCUCCGUUUCUGCUUAUUACUGGAAGGAUGAAGACAGUACUGGAAACUACAAGUAUUAUGAGAAUAGUAAAAAUAAUGAGUGGAAAGACAUUACAGGCGAUUAUCUGCCUAAAGGAAGUAAACUUAGUGAAUACCAACUCCUCCAGAAGCUCACCUUUCUCAAUUGUGAUAUUAACGACGUUGUUCAAAUAUAUCUCGGAGUAACCAGAACUAUCACAUAUUGUCACCAUCCUAUCCCUACAUAUCCUCAAUAUGGUCAUGCUAAAAAGAUAAGGGCUACUCCAGCGGUGGAUUCUGAUAAACUCAUCAACUACGUUGCUUAUGAACACGCUCCAAUGGAGGGAGGAACAUUCAACAUCUCUAAGUUUACAAAUGGAACAAAGCAUCCAAUAGUUCCAAAUGAUAUUAAACUACCUAUUAAAGAUGUUAAAAAGGUAAUUGUCUACCUUUGUAUUAAGGGUAAUAAAACUCCACUACUCAUAUAUCUAGAUUCUGAUAUUCCCAAAAAUCCUAGUGAUAGGUGGUUUCAGAGUAAAAACGGAGGUAAAACAUGGGACAAAUCCACUGGUUUAGGCCAUCCUAAUGAUAAUAAAAGUAUAAUAAAUAUACUGGAUGGACUAGAAAGUGCAUGUAAGCCACCAACAGUUACUAUAGAUAUUUAUAAGAGGGGGGAACCAACUGGACGUUUUAUUACCUACAGAGAUGACAUACUCCAUCAUAUUGCCAGCGAUGUCUAUGUGAAUGGUUCUCCCUCUGUUGUUGCAAAAGGGUUUACAGAAUGUGAACAUAAUACACAAGGUAGAGAUUACUUUAAACUCCAGAAUGUGAACUAUAAUGGAAAGCCUACUACUGGAAUUUUAAGUGGAAGUACUACCCAUAGGAUUAUUUAUAUUUCUGUAUUCUACUGGUCUGCUUUGGAAGACCCUUCUAGGAAGGAUACUAGUGGGCCUUUACUUGUGAAAGUGACUACCCAGGAAAUUACUGGAGGAUUUACUGAAACUUACUAUGAAAACACUGGUGAUUCAGGAAACUUGAAUUGGGGGCCUACCUCUGUAGAUACAGCUAAUAUUGAGACUAAGCUUGACCUCCUAAACUGCAAACUCAACAAUGCAGUGGUGAUAAAUAUUAAUGAAAGGCCAGAUAAUGGUCAGUCUAAGACUUAUGAUGCUUGUGAGAGAAACAUUCUGGAUGGUUCUCAUGGUGAGAGAAUGCAAGUUAAGAAGGAUGAUAUUACUUCUAGCAAUAAGCUUGGAAAUUAUGAAGUUUAUAAGCAUACUCUAAACAAUGGUGGUGGAAAACCAUUUCAUAUUGUAGGAUUCAGGAAUGAUGAUACUCCUCUUAGUAGACUACCCAAAAAUAUUCUUGAUGUGGACCAGGUUAAAGUCUACUUUUGCUCAAAGGAUGAUCCUAAAAGACCCCUUCUCAUUUACUACAAAACUAAUGGAGCCGCUCAUCACUGGUAUAAGAAUACUUACAAAGACGGUACUAUCCCUGGUAACUGGAUACCUGCAGAGUUAUCUAACACCAAUGCUCCUGAAAAAUAUGAUGAGAUCAAAAAAGUACUCAAUAGUCUUGAAAGUAAAUGUAGCGUUGCUCAAGAAGGUGAAAUUGGACGUCUUGGUCUUGAAACUGCUACUGUUCUCACUGGUGGUGGCCUAUAUGGUGUCAUCUCUGGCGUUUUUGGUGGAUCCGGCGCAGCUGGUCUCGCUGGGUGGAAACUCUAUAAGAAGUUUAAGGGAGAUCCUUGGGUUAGACAAAUUUAA
Molecule: messenger RNA, 6006 nt
Organism: Theileria equi strain WA
Lineage: Eukaryota; Apicomplexa; Aconoidasida; Piroplasmida; Theileriidae
Exons: 2
Coding region: 1-6006 (2001 amino acids)
Source: RefSeq, a predicted model, not a curated record